Molecule: messenger RNA, 4528 nt
Organism: Salvelinus fontinalis (brook trout)
Lineage: Eukaryota; Metazoa; Chordata; Actinopteri; Salmoniformes; Salmonidae
Product: N-acylneuraminate cytidylyltransferase
Exons: 8
Coding region: 210-1508 (432 amino acids)
Molecular function (GO): N-acylneuraminate cytidylyltransferase activity
Source: RefSeq, a predicted model, not a curated record
UAAUUUGUAGGAUUUCCUUCACACAGUGUAAGCCGUAGUAGGUCAUGUAAACUAAGUACGUAGCUAGCUAGUUACAGUGAGUUAGAACGCAAGAAGGUGCUAGAUCCUCCAGAAGACUGCUAUCCAUCGCUACCGCUAUUAGCUACAUUGAGACUACCGCCACGUCUCGACAAGACUCUUGUCUGCCCACCCGGCUACUGAUCCUUUCAAUGGCUGCUGCAAAAAAACGUACUCUAUCGGGCAUCGAAGAUGUGGGAGACAGAAAAGCAAAGGUUAUUAAAGACAGCGGUGAGAAGAGACACAUCGCAGCCCUGAUCCUCGCGAGGGGAGGCAGUAAGGGGAUCCCCCUGAAGAAUAUCAAAGUUCUCGCCGGUGUCCCGCUCAUUGGAUGGGUUCUCAGAGCUGCAGUGGACUCCAAACAGUUUGACAGUGUGUGGGUAUCAACUGACCAUGAUGACAUUGAGAAGGUAGCCAAGGCAUGGGGAGCUCAGGUUCACCGCAGGAGCCCAGAGGUGUCCAAAGACUCCUCCAGCUCUCUCGACACCAUCCAGGAAUUUGUCCGAUUAAACCCAGAGGUGGAUGUGAUCUGUCACAUCCAGGCCACGUCUCCCUGCCUGCACCCCUUCCACCUGAAGGAGGCCCUGGAGAUGAUCACCAAGCAGGGCUUCACGUCCGUCUUCUCCGUGGUCCGACAACACCACUUCCGCUGGCAGGAGGUGAAGAAAGGAGGUAGUGUAGCCACCCAGUCUCUGAACUUAGACCCUUCUAACAGGCCCCGGAGACAGGACUGGGAUGGAGAGCUGUGUGAGAACGGAUCUUUCUACAUUUAUACCAGAGCGACGAUAGAGAGAGGCCUGCAGGGGGGGAGGUGGGCUUACUAUGAGAUGCUGCCAGAGUACAGUGUGGAUAUUGAUGUGGAUAUCGACUGGCCCGUGGCAGAACAGAGAGUACUGAGGUUUGGUUACUUUGGCCUGGACAAGCCUGAGGUGGUGCGUCUGCUGCUGUGUAAUGUCUCCGGCUGUCUGACUGACGGCCGCGUCCUCAUCUCUGUCUCUGGAGAGGAGAUGGUCUCAGUCAACACCAGAGAUACUAUGGGUAUCCGCAUGCUGCAGAGAGAGGGGGUGGAGGUGAUCCUGAUCUCGUCCAGUGAGGACCUUCUGACCAAGGCCCUGGCUGACAAUCUGUCCCAGAGGACAGGCUGCGAGGUCAGACAGCUGGGCAAGGACAUCCAGUGUGAAGUCAAAGCCAUGAUGGACGACAAGGAUCUGGACUGGAAGGAGGUCGCCUAUAUGGGUAAUGAUGCACCAGAUGUUGACUGUCUGAACCUGGCUGGGCUGAGUGCAGUACCCCGGGACGCUCCAGUGGUGGCGAUCAAUGCUGCUAAAUACUCCUGCCACAGUGCUGCAGGCCUGGGGGCUGUGAGGGAGUUUUCUGAACACAUCCUGCUGCUCAAGAAGAAGGCCAAGUCUCAGAUGGAACAGGACCGCAUCCACAGAAAUACAUUCUAAAUGCUAGAAUGUGUUCUAAAGUCACAGAGAUCCAUUCUAAACUCUAGAAUGUGUUCUAAAGUCACAGAGAUCCAUUCUAAACUCUAGAAUGUGUUCUAAAGUCACAGAGAUCCAUUCUAAACUCUAGAAUGUGUUCUAAAGUCACAAAGAUCCAUUCUAAACUCUAGAAUGUGUUCUAAAGUCACAGAGAUCCAUUCUAAACUCUAGAAUGUGUUCUAAAGUCACAAAGAUCCAUUCUAAACUCUAGAAUGUGUUCUAAAGUCACAAAGAUCCAUUCUAAACUCUAGAAUGUGUUCUAAAGUCAGAGAACCAUUCUAAACUCUAGAAUGUGUUCUAAAGCAGGCAUGGGCAAACGUUUUGGCUUGAGGGCCAAACAGAUUUUUGGGGGGAUUGAUUUGUUUGUCGAAAUCCUUUUCUUAAAAUCAGUUAUUUUAAAAUAUAUAGGUCCAUUAUAAUUUCUAUCUAGUUUUUGACAUUCAUGACCUGGAGUGUUUUCUUACACAGAAUAAUAAUUUCCUGCCAAGAAACAUUCUCAUUCUAAACUUCACAUGUAAACUGGAAGAGUUGCAUUCUCAAUUGCAUACUCCUCGCAUCCACUCUCCUUCUCUUCCCUCUGACCUUCUCCAAUGGUUUUUGAGAAGGAGACAAGGAGAGAGGACUUGAGGAAUAUGCAAUUGAGAACAUCCCCUUGUCAUUCAUUGUCAUGUAAAAAAAGGAGUUGACAAGAAAGCAGUAACAGACUGACACUCAGGAUAUUGCAUUCUAAUCUGCAUUCUAUCAAUCAGACAAACACUCUGCCUAAUGUUCUGUCCAGGCAUGAGUUCAAAGUGACAAUAAAUCUUAUUAUCAUCUCUCUACUUUCUCUGGGGUUCUAGAAAGAAGUAUAUUUACUCACUUUCAUGCACUUGCCUCAGGCUGAAAUAGUUUUUACAGGUUGUCAGGUCAGUGUAGUUUGGGUUUUAUAUCACUACAUGUUGUGUUGACAAAUACAGUAUGUACUUUUUAAAUUGUCUUUGUUUUAAUUAAAUGAAGUAUAUACACUGAGUGUUCAAAACAUUAUGAACACCUGCUCUCUCUGACAUACCGUCGUGGCCAAAAGUUCUGAGAAUGACACAAAUAUACAUUUUCACAAACUUUGCUGCUUCAGUGUCUUUGGAUAUUUUUGUCAGAUAUUACUAUGGAAUACUGAAGUAUAAUUACAAGCAUUUCAUAAGUGUCAAAGGCUUUUAUUGACAAUUACAUGAAGCUGAUGCAAAGAGUCAAUAUUUGCAGUGUUGGCCCUUCUUUUUCAAGACCUCUGCAAUCCGCCCUGGCAUGCUGUCAAUUAACUUCUGGGCCACAUCCUGACUGAUGGCAGCCCAUUCUUGCAUAUUCAAUGCUUGGAGUUUGUCAGAAUUUGUGGGUUUUUGUUUGUCCACCCACCUCUUGAGGAUUGACCACAAGUUCUCAAUGGGAUUAAGGUCUGGGGAGUUUCCUAGCCAUGGACCCAAAAUAUCAAUGUUUUGUUCCCCAAGCCACCUAGUUAUCACUUUUGCCUUAUGGCAAGGUGUUCCAUCAUGCUGGAAAAGGCAUUGUUCACCAAACUGUUCCUGGAUGGUUGGGAGAAGUUGCUCUCGGAGGAUGUGUUGGUACCAUUCUUUAUUCAUGGCUGUGUUCUUAGGCAAGAUUGUGAGUGAGCUCACUCUCUUGGCUGAGAAGCAACCCCACACAUGAAUGGUCUCAGGAUGCUUUACUGUUGGCAUGACACAGGACUGAUGGUAGCGUUCACCUUGUCUUUUCCGGACAAGCUUUUUUCCGGAUGCCCCAAACAAUCGGAAAGGGGAUUCAUCAGAGAAAAUGACUUUACCCCAGUCCUCAACAGUCCAAUCCCUGUACCGUUUGCAGAAUAUCAGUCUGUCCCUGAUGUAUUUCCUGGAGAGAAGUGGCUUCUUUGCUCCCCUUCUUGACACCAGGCCAUCCUCCAAAAGUAUUCUCCUUACUGUGCGUGCAGAUGCACUCACACCUGCCUGCUGCCAUUCCUGAGCAAGCUCUGUACUGGUGGUGCCCCGAUCCCGCCGCUGAAUCAACUUUAGGAGACGGUCCUGGCGCUUGCUGGACUUUCUUGGGCACCCUGAAGCCUUCUUCACAACAAUUGAACCGCUCUCCUUGAAGUUCUUAAUGAUCAGAUAAAUGGUUGAUUUAGGUGCAAUCUUACUGGCAGCAAUAUCCUUGCCUGUGAAGCUCUUUUUGUGUAAAGAAAUGAUGACGUCACGUGUUUCUUUCCAUGUAACCAUGGUUGACAGGAAGAACAAUGAUUCCAAACACCACCCUCCUUUUGAAGCUUCCAGUCUGUUAUUCAAACUCAAUCAGCAUGACACAGUGAUCUCCAGCCUUGUCCUCGUCAACACUCACACCUGUGUUAAAGAGGGAAGCACUGACAUGUCAGCUGGUACUUUUGUGGCAGGGAUGAAAAUCAGUGUAAAGUUUUUGGGGGAUUCAGUUCAUUUGCAUUGCAAAGAGGGACUUUGCAAUUAAUUGCAAUUCGUCUGAUCAAUCUUCAUAACAUUCUGGAGUAUAUGCAAAUUGACAUCAUACAAACUGAGGCAGCAGACUUUGUGAAAAUGUAUAUUUGUGUCAUUCUCAAAACUUUUGGCCACGACUGUAGACUGACCAGCUGAAAGCUAUGGUCCCUUAUUGAUGUCACUUGUUAAAUCCAUCAGUGUAGAUGAAGGGAAGAGAACAGGUUCAAAAGUUUUUAAGCCUUGAGACAUGGAUUGUGUGUGUGUGUGCCUUUCAGAGGGUGAAUGGGUAAGAUCAAAUAUUUAAGUGCCCUUGAACAGGCUCUGGUAGUAGCUGCCAGAAGUACCGGUUGGUACUAAGAACUGCAACGCUGCUGGGUUUUUCACACUCAACCGUUUCCUGUGUGGUACAAGAAUGGUCCAUGAACACAACUGUGGGAAGCAUUGGAGUCAAAAUGGGCCAGCAUCCCUGUAGAACGCCUUUGACUCCUUGUAGAGUCCAUGUCCUGAUGAAUUGAUGGU